Molecule: messenger RNA, 1191 nt
Organism: Colletotrichum higginsianum IMI 349063
Lineage: Eukaryota; Fungi; Ascomycota; Sordariomycetes; Glomerellales; Glomerellaceae
Product: DEAD/DEAH box helicase
Exons: 5
Coding region: 1-1191 (396 amino acids)
Molecular function (GO): RNA binding; RNA helicase activity; ATP binding
Source: RefSeq, a predicted model, not a curated record
AUGGCUGACAAGGGUCUUGAGGAUGUGCCUGAGGGCCAGAUCGAGUCGAACUACGAUGAGACCGUCGACUCUUUUGAUGACAUGAACCUGAAGUCGGAGCUCCUCCGUGGUGUCUACGCCUACGGUUUCGAGCGUCCCUCCGCCAUCCAGCAGCGUGCCAUCAUGCCCGUCAUCAAGGGCCACGAUGUCAUUGCUCAGGCUCAGUCCGGUACUGGCAAGACCGCCACGUUCUCCAUCUCUGUCCUCCAGAAGAUCGACACCAACGUCAAGGCCUGCCAGGCUCUGAUCCUCGCCCCCACCCGUGAGCUUGCUCAGCAGAUUCAGAAGGUCGUCGUCGCCAUCGGUGACUUCAUGAACAUUGAGUGCCACGCCUGUAUCGGCGGCACCAGCGUCCGCGACGACAUGAAGGCCCUGCAAGACGGUCCCCAGGUUGUUGUCGGUACCCCUGGUCGUGUUCACGACAUGAUCCAGCGCCGCUUCCUCAAGACCGACAGCAUGAAGAUGUUCGUUCUUGACGAGGCCGACGAGAUGCUUUCUCGCGGUUUCACCGAGCAGAUCUACGACAUCUUCCAGCUGCUCCCCCAGAGCACCCAGGUCGUCCUUCUGUCCGCCACCAUGCCCCAGGACGUCCUUGAGGUCACCACCAAGUUCAUGCGCGACCCUGUCCGCAUUCUCGUCAAGAAGGACGAGCUUACCCUCGAGGGUAUCAAGCAGUUCUACAUCGCCGUUGAGAAGGAAGAGUGGAAGCUCGACACUCUCUCCGACCUGUACGAGACUGUCACCAUCACUCAGGCCGUUAUCUUCUGCAACACCCGCAGAAAGGUUGACUGGCUCACCGACAAGCUCACUGCCCGUGACUUCACUGUCUCCGCCAUGCACGGUGACAUGGACCAGGCUCAGCGUGACCUGAUUAUGAAGGAGUUCCGUUCCGGAUCUUCCCGUGUCCUGAUCGCCACUGACCUCCUGGCCCGUGGUAUCGACGUCCAGCAGGUCUCUCUGGUCAUCAACUACGACCUUCCCGCCAACCGCGAGAACUACAUCCACCGUAUCGGUCGUGGUGGCCGUUUCGGUCGUAAGGGUGUUGCCAUCAACUUCGUUACCGCCGAGGAUGUCCGCAUGAUGAGAGAGAUUGAGCAGUUCUACAGCACCCAGAUCGAGGAGAUGCCCAUGAACGUUGCCGACCUUAUCUAA